This is a messenger RNA of Pelodiscus sinensis (Chinese soft-shelled turtle), 3109 nucleotides long. It is a transcript of the gene TMPRSS2, whose product is annotated as transmembrane serine protease 2. Gene Ontology annotation, biological process: proteolysis. The record is from RefSeq and is a predicted model, not a curated record. Gene Ontology annotation, cellular component: membrane. Gene Ontology annotation, molecular function: serine-type endopeptidase activity; protein binding. NCBI's taxonomy places the organism in Eukaryota, Metazoa, Chordata, Testudines, Trionychidae.
CUGCUCAUUGUGGGUAGUUUAAUUAUGAAUAUGGGAGAGUGCUUUCACAUUGACAUAGAGUGGCUUCCCAAGAGAUCUUACAAUGGCACCACUGCAGUGGUACAGCUGUGUCGUUGGAAGCUCUGUUUUGUAGACCUAUCUAAAGUAACCAUUCUGUGAUAACUUUUCGAGCUGUAAUGUAAUGCUAACUCUUAAUUGCGUAUUUUGUUUAGUUAUGACUUAUUGUUUCGGGCCAUGCUUCUGCAUCAUUUACCAUUUAGCUUGUUUACUUAUGUUUUAUUUUAUACUUCCUUAUCCUUCCUCAUAAAAUACUUGCUUUUACAUAGAGCUAUAAAUAAUUGCUGCUGAUUCAUGUGUCUGAAACUAGGUAAUCCUCUAAGAUUCAAGUUUCAGGAAGCUAGAGUGCUAAAAAUGUAUAGUGAGUACAAAGGUGGAGGACAUUUACAUUGUUGUCUUGAGGCUGGAGAUAUCUAGACUAAGGUUAUCCCAAGUUUUCCAAACACUUUUGCUGUCUCAGCACUUUUGAUAAAGCAAAGAUGUCUGCAAACUCAGGACUACCACCAUACUAUGAAAAUCAUGGCUAUCAGCCAGAAAACUUCUAUUUUGUCCGACAGCCUGUGAAUACUAACAUGUAUCCACAAUACCCUCCUACAUAUUAUCCUCCAUCAGUGCCACAUUAUGUCCCAAGAGUUCCUACUCCUCAAUCAGCUCCCCCAGUAGUACAGCCAAAGCCGCCAUCAGCGAAACUGUGCACAUCAAAUCUUAAGAAAACUCUGUGCAUCAUUUUUUCUAUUGCAAUACUACUGAUUGGUGCCGUAAUUGCAGCUGUCCUUAUCUGGUAUUUUGUGACCAAUAGCUGUCUUGGCUCAUCAAUACAGUGUGGAUCUUCAGGAACAUGUGUGUCACCAUCUCAGUGGUGUGAUGGAGUGGCCGACUGCUCCAACGGAGAAGAUGAAAACCGAUGUGUUAGACUCUAUGGACCAAAUUUUAUCUUGGAGGUCUAUUCAUCUGUCAGCAAAUCCUGGCAUCCAGUAUGCUAUGACGACUGGAAUGAUGACCAUGGAAAGAUAGCUUGUAAAGAUAUGGGAUACAAUGAAAAUUCUUAUUACUAUAGUCAAAGAAUAGCUGAAAGAGUUUCUACAAACUUUAUGAAGUUGAAUACAAGUGCUGGGAACAUAGACCUGUACAAAAAACUGUAUAAAAGUGCCUCUUGUGUAUCGGGAGCGGUGGUAUCUCUGCGUUGCGUAAAGUGUGGCCUGUCCAGUAAAAAUGUGAGUCCCAGUGGCAGAAUUGUGGGUGGAAGUGCUUCUGCACUGAAGGAAUGGCCGUGGCAGAUCAGCCUUCAAGUCCAAGGCUCCCAUGUAUGUGGAGGCUCCAUUAUCACCCCUGAAUGGAUAGUGACAGCAGCUCACUGUGUGGAAGGACAGCUUUCUUCUCCAUACUAUUGGACUGUGUAUGCUGGGAUUCUGACACAAUCAGAAACACGCUACAGAAGCGGAUACAAAGUGACGAAAAUAAUUUCCCACCCAAAUUAUAAUUCAGAUUCUAAAGACAAUGACAUUGCCCUGAUGAAGUUACAGACACCGCUGAGGUUUACUGAUACUGUCGGACCAGUUUGUUUGCCCAACCCUGGAAUGUUGUUCCAAUCUAAUCAAGAGUGCUGGAUAUCUGGAUGGGGAGCAGUACAGCAAGGGGGUAAGUCUUCAGACGUCUUGAAUGCUGUAAUGGUGCCUUUAAUAGACCACAAUACAUGUAAUUCUGCCACAGUCUAUAAUGGCUUAGUUUUGCCUACCAUGAUAUGUGCUGGAUAUCUGAAAGGAGGAAAGGAUUCCUGCCAGGGUGACAGUGGAGGUCCAUUAGUAACUGAGAAAAACUCAGUGUGGUGGCUAGUUGGCGACACAAGCUGGGGAUCUGGCUGUGCCAGUUUGAGAAAACCUGGAGUUUAUGGAAAUAUGACUGUGUUCACUGACUGGAUUUACAGAAAUAUGCAGGCAAAUAGAUGAUCAUGGUAUCUGCUAUUCUUGCUGAAUCACUUUCAAGAACAGCCCUAAAUGGAACAAUGGCUUUCUUGUUUAUGUACUUUUUAAAAGAAUUUGUAGGUUCUUAAUUAUUUUUUAAACUACUUGGAAAUGUCGUCAAGUUUUGCACACUCAGUUCUGUGCUGGCUGCAGUGACUGAUCUAUUUAAUGAAGUAGAAGAUUCACAACACGCACCUUUCUCAUGAUGGUGACUGGUGGCACAAAGUUGCUUAAACUGGUAACUGACAUGUUCUUUUCAUUUUGUCGCUUCCAAAUGUAUAGGAUUUUCUAUAAUCACAGUUGUAACUGAAAUUAUCACUUGUAACUGAAAUUAUCAAUUACAAGCAGGGUUUUUUGACACUUGCCUUAUUGGCAUACUUUAAUUUUAAACUAACUCAUGGUGUGAAUAUGAAUCUCUGGGGUCCUAGCUAGUGACUUAAAGAGGAAAACACAUGGCGAAUGUCAGUCUUGGCAUUUUUCUUGAAGGGAAGCUGUUUCAUGUAUUGGACACUAGAGACAAGGAGAAAUGUCAUGGCAUAUAUUCAGGUAAUUAAAAAUCCUCAGGAUCUUUGCAAGAGCAGUAACAGCCAGGCUGAUCUCUUUGGAUUUACUCCCAACAUAAACAGGAUCGGCAUUUAGCUUUGUAAUUGAAAAUGUGCCAUUGUUCUUCACUGUUGCCUUUCCUAGGUCCUACAUCUAGUAUACAUGAGAAAUAUGAUAACUGCUGUUCCCAGCAGCCUAUCUUGACAAGCUCUUCUGGUUUGUUGCAGGACACCGUGUAUUAACAGCAUGUUCAGGUUUAUGAUGUGGGUGUUGCUAUUUGACUCUGAAAAUUCCCUUCUGAAAUGCGAAGAACAAUGCUUUGCUGUGCUCUUCCAUGUGGUCAUUCUGUGAUCACAGCGUAGGUAGAGAAGGCUGAAAAUAGAGAUUUAAGAAAAUUAAACCCUUUCCAUCUAAACACAUUACUACCUCAGUUUUAGAGUACAGUAAUUUGAUGUUUAACUCCAUAGAAUGUUCUCUGAACAUGUCUAACCUCUAGCUAUUUUAGCAGACAAAUUAAAUUAAACAUUGGUAUAGCUCUGACAAAUUGA